AUGACCAACCACGCCAUUGAAACCUUUCGUCUGGGUCCUUUCAUCACUCCGCGUAUCUGGAUAGGGCUGUGGCAGCUAUCGAGCAAUGCGUGGGGCUCCGUUUCAGCUGGCAAGGUUCGACAAGGAAUGGCACGACACGUCGAAUCGGGUUACCUUGCCUUCGGUAAAUUUCCUCGUCUCUCGGAGGCAAUUCUUGGACUUACAUCUAAUCAACCUCGCAGAUAUGCCGACCACUAUGGGAGCGCAGAAAUUAUCUUUGGUCAGUUUCGCGAGUCGAGACCACCUUCGGAGCAAAUCGUCGGUGCUACGAAAUGGUGUGUCUUCAAACAGAUUAUCCCAACUCGGCAGGCCGUUUGGGCAGCUGUCCAGGAGAGAAUGGUUCGAAUGCGAUCGCAGCAGGUGGAUUUACUCCAGUUUCACUGGCAAGACUACACCGACAAAGGAUACCUUACGGCGUUGAGUAUCCUCAAUGACUUGAGAAUGGAGGGCCACAUCCGCGCCAUCGGACUAUGCAACUUCGAUGCCAUUCGUACCGACGAAAUCUGUACUGAAUUAGGGCCUGGGGUUAUUGUAUCCAACCAAGUUCAGUUCUCCGUCAUCGACACACGACCGCUUCACGGAAUGUCCGACGUCUGCGACCGACAUGGACUCAAACUGCUCACCUAUGGCACUUUGUGCGGAGGAUUCCUCGCCGAUAAGUGGCUUGGAGAGCCAGAACCGGAUCCAUACUCAGGGGAUCUCACCCCAUCGCAACGGAAGUACCUCGACAUGAUAGUCAAAGCUUGGGGCACGUGGGACUUAUUCCAAACUUUAUUGUCCGUAUUGCGAAAAGUCGGUGAUAGGCACGGAGGUAGAAGCAUCGCGAAUGUUGCAACUCGCUGGGUUCUUGACCACCACUUUGUUGGUGCUGUGAUCAUAGGCGCACGGCUAGGUCUCUCGGAGCACAGAGACGAUAACCUCCACGUCUCUUCGUUUCGUUUGACAGAUACUGACAGAGCCGAGAUUGAAGCUGUGCUCGAACGCUCGAAUGGGCGCAGGAUCAUCUCGACAAUAGGCGACUGCGGGGCAGAGUAUCGGUAA
Messenger RNA from Coprinopsis cinerea okayama7#130, 1080 nucleotides. RefSeq names its product aldo/keto reductase. The record is from RefSeq and is a predicted model, not a curated record. Lineage: Eukaryota; Fungi; Basidiomycota; Agaricomycetes; Agaricales; Psathyrellaceae. The coding region runs from base 1 to 1080 and encodes 359 amino acids. The transcript is spliced from 8 exons. Gene Ontology annotation, molecular function: oxidoreductase activity.